This is a messenger RNA of Linum tenue, 2977 nucleotides long. Lineage: Eukaryota; Viridiplantae; Streptophyta; Magnoliopsida; Malpighiales; Linaceae. The record is from the annotation of a GenBank genome assembly.
GAAAAAGAUUAAAGAAGAAAGGGGGGAAAAGGCGGCCGUACAUAGUCAGUCGUCUCUGCUCACUAGGACUCCCGUUGAUCCUUUCUUGAAGCCACCCCUCCCAACUUCGAAUCGUAAUGGUCGGGGGUGUUGCCGGCGGCGUGACGCCCGCACCCGCCGCCGGUGGAUUCAGGGCGGAGCCACAGUACGUCUCGGCGAAGACUUCCGUCUGGUGGGACAUCGAGAACUGCCAGGUCCCCAAGAACUGCGACGCCCACGCGAUUGCACAGAACAUCAGCUCCGCCCUCGCCCGCCUCAACUACUGCGGCCCCGUCUCCAUCUGCGCCUACGGCGACACCAACCGAAUUCCGCCUCUCGUUCAGCAGGCUCUCUCAAGCACCGGCGUCACCCUCAAUCACGUCCCCGCCGCAGGUGUGAAAGAUGCUAGUGAUAAGAGAAUCCUGGUUGACAUGCUAUUCUGGGCGGUUGACAACCCUGCGCCGGCGAAUUACUUGCUUAUAUCUGGAGAUCGCGAUUUUUCCAAUGCCCUUCAUCAGCUUCGGUUUCGGAGAUACAACAUCCUGUUAGCGAAGCCGCAGAAGGCUUCAGUUCCCCUUGUUGCCGCUGCCACCGCGGUUUGGCUCUGGUCUAGCCUUUGCACAGGCGGUGCUCCAAUGCCUACAACUGUAUCUUCUCAAACCUCCGGCGGUGAUAAUGACAACCAGACUAGUUCCACCACUGGAAUGCCACAGAGCGGUAGGCAUUCGGGUGAGCCUGUGAGACCUAAAGGCCCUGUGCAGCCUGUCACUUCUACAGCUACUACUGCUGGAUUUGGGAAUCAUAGUUCCUAUGGUAAUAGCAGUGGCAAUGCUUUUGAUCCCGGAUUGAACGGGAAGCACUUUCGUAGUAACGGGAACGCAGCAGCUAACCAAGUUGGAGGCCAGGGAAAUAUGCAAGCAAAGCAGUUUAAGAAGGCUCCGCACGAGUUCUUUGGAGGCGGAGAGCCCGGGAAUAGUUAUUCUGGUAAUGCCUUUACAAAUACAUCUUAUGCUACCAUGGGAAAUCCUAGUAGUAACGACAUGUACAUCAACCUGAAUCAGCAUAACCCAACUGACCAAAACUAUCCUUUGAGGCCUAAUAUCUCACCCCAGCAACACCAACCUACUUUUGCAUCAGAUCAUAUGCCUACUACUCAUCAUAAUCAUGGGUAUCGUCCGAUCCUACCCAGACCCGAUUUUAGAUAUCCAUCACCCUCUGUUCCACCCAGACCUGAUUUUAGAUAUUCAGCACCUCCUGUUCCACCCAGACCUGAAUUUAGACAUUCAGCACCUUCCUUUCCCAAUGCGCCUGACAUUGGGAAGCUAAGUAUGUCUCAAACCCCAAAUUAUGCUCCAAAUUCUUCUAAUUUCAGUCGUGAACCUCCACUAGAGUACAAUGCAGGCUCUUUUCAGUCUUUGCAUGUUUCUUCGUUUAAUGCACCACCUCCAAACCAUGUCAUGCAUGAGCAUGGUGGCCAGGCCAAAUAUUGGCGCCCUCGUGGUCCUUCACCUCCGCAAAACUUAUGUACCCUCUCCACUAGUACUAGUGUGUCUUCCAAUGAUGCGACUCAAGAAACUCAACAACAGUUGGCUCCUUCAGAUUAUUUUAAUGGCCUUAUUACGGCUAUCCUCCGUGCUCUAGAUAUCCUGAAGCACGAAAAAGUAACUCCAAGCAAAGCAAACGUUAGUUACUGCAUCCGUUUUGGGGAGAAUAAAGAACAUCAGAAUGUUGAUGUGGAGGUGGCUCUUGACUAUGCAAUCAAGUAUAAGAAGGUAGUAAAGCAAACAACAGGUUCCUUCCAGGUGUUUAUCCCUAAGAAUGGGAAUCUGUGGAUGUGUGUGAAUCCUAAAUGUCCCGAUCCUGAAAAGUACCCAGCAGGAACGUGGGAUAAGAUAAAGAAGUUUAUAACUUCUGAGAACGGGAGAUCAGCAUUGUUGGCUUCUGAAUGCAGAUAUGAAGCUGCUUUGAUUCUGAAACGCGCAUGCUUGGAAGAUCUUGUGUUAGGCGAGGUUUUAUGUAUCAUAGAGAUGAUGAUUGAUAUGAAGAAAUGGAUUGGUCCUCAUGAAUCAGGAUGGCAACCUGUCAGUAUUAUAUCCUGCGAAGAGUUUAAGAUCCGAGAGAAAAAGUGCCAAGGAGGCGCCACAAUAUAAUCAUUGACGGACACUAUUGAAGUAAAAGGAAAACGAAGGUAACGAUUCGAGGGAGAGAGUAUUAGUAAUACUAGUGGUCUGGUAGGCUGUGAAUCAGUCAAUUAAAGGCAGAGCUACUUUAGUAUGUUUUACUUGCUUUCACUUGAGAAGUAACCAGGUGUGAAGGAGGUGGAAUGAAAGAUUCAUCGUAUUCGAAUUUACAAGUUGAUAUCUGCUCUGGACAAGUCUUGCUUGCUAGAUACAGAUAACAAGGUAGUCAUCAGGAGAAGAUCAAACUUGUUGGCUUAUCAAGGUCAUGAAGCAUCGAAGAACGGGCUAUGAAUGUGGUAUAUGCAGUACAGCAUAUGCGUUUCGAUUAUUUUGUUUUUGCGUUGGGGAUUAGAAUUCAGAAGCUGGGUUUGAGCAGCUUUACAUAGUCGGUUGGGAUGACUCUUUUAACUGAAACAUGAAAGUGUCUGAACAGGCUGUAAUUGUUCUUUCCUGUUCCGGUGAUUCUGCUAGCAUUUUGGGGUGGUCUCUCUUUAUUUGAACUAUUUCAUUUUCACGUGUAAUGUCUUGUUAUCUAGGGUUGAAGGAUUCUGUUUCUACUAUUGGUAUGGGUAGAGUCCCUACCCAUUCUCAUAUCUGGUGAUGAGAAGUGAGCAUAUGCUUUUGCUGUCUUUCUUAUUGAAUACUCAUGUAUAUGAUAGUUGUGGAGAGAUAAACAUUCUUAUGGUCUUGGUAGGUUACAUAUUUCACUUAUCUGUUUUGAUUGGUUUUGAGUGGGGUUAGAUCUAUGUAGGAAUGGUACAAUAAUCAAUCAAUGUGAG